This is a messenger RNA of Henningerozyma blattae CBS 6284, 3912 nucleotides long. It is a transcript of the gene AVO1, whose product is annotated as Avo1p. The coding region runs from base 1 to 3912 and encodes 1303 amino acids. Gene Ontology annotation, molecular function: phosphatidylinositol-4,5-bisphosphate binding. The transcript has a single exon. The record is from RefSeq and is a predicted model, not a curated record. Lineage: Eukaryota; Fungi; Ascomycota; Saccharomycetes; Saccharomycetales; Saccharomycetaceae. Gene Ontology annotation, biological process: TORC2 signaling. Gene Ontology annotation, cellular component: plasma membrane; cytoplasm; TORC2 complex.
AUGGAUACUGUUACCUCAAUCAAUAAAUUGAGGGCUCAAUUUUUGAGUACAUGCCCAGAUCAAGAUCAAAUGCGAAGGGUAAUAAAGCCCUUUAUUCCUGAUGACAUAAAAAACAGAGAAUUACUAAUUGAAAGAGAAGUACGAGAUAUAUAUGGAUAUCAUAAUGGUCGUAGUAGACUAGAGAAAUUAGAGUCACCUCCUAUUUCAAAGAAUUGGAUGGAUAAUUAUACUUCCAUUGGUAAAUCACGACUUGGAAACACGCGAAAGGAAAGAAACAUAAUAUCUCCCACCAAGACCAGGGAGAAGAGUAUACUGGAGGACGAAGAUGAUGAGUUUGAUGAAAAAUUAAUCAAGGAGCUGUCUGUACAGCAAGAGCUUCAAGAAACAUUUUCCAAUGAACAUCCAAAUGAAGGCUGCCAAAAUUCUGAUGAAAUAAAUGGAGCAACAGGGAAAUUAAAGAACCGCAAAAAUACAUCUCCUAGCCUUAGUGGUACUAAACAAUCAAAAUCUAAAGAUUAUGAUACAACUUCAAAUACGAACAAGAAUGGUGUUGGACUCCUCAAUAACAAUCUAAAUAGCAAUCCUAGCACUAACAAUAUACCGCAUACCCCUGACUCAAAUGCAGAUUCUGAUUCAUCAGGGUCAAUUAAAAAACAAGGCAAUAAUAAAAGACCUACUUUGAGAUUUCCAAGGCUAUUUAAAGGUAGAAAGGACUCCGCUUCUGGUAAUACAAACAACAACAGUACUGGUAACAGUACCAGUAAUAAUGAUAUACCACAACAAGAGCAAUUUAAAAAAGUAUCAGCAGAGGCGCUUAUUAGAAAAGGAAGUACAACAGCAGCUAGUAUAUUUGACAUGAAUUUUGACUAUGAUGAAGAUUUAGAUGAGGAAGAAGAUGAUGAUGAUGACGACGAAGAAGGUGAAGAUGAUGACGGUACACUAGAUGAUUUCAACAAUUCAUUUUUUCAAAUGAGCUUUAAUGGUACCGCUGGAAAAAAUAAUAAUAAUUCUGCAUCUAGCGUUAUUGUUAAACGUGAUUCCUUCGAAGAUGCCAAUGACUUUAUUGCAAGCAAUGAUAAAAUAACUGAGAACCAUAAAUCGUCAGGAGGUCAUGAAAAGAAAAACUCAACUAGUAAAUUAGAUAAAAUUCAAACUGCUAACGAUGAUGAUGAUAAUAUAAAUACUUCUGAUCUCUCAGCAAAUGUUACAAAUACUUCAGAAGGAACAAAUAAUCAAGAUAAAAGUAAUUCAAAUAACAAUAAUGCUGAUGCUAUAACAAACAAAAAGCGCUCACAUUUUUCGAAUAUGAUAUCUAGAAAUCCAUUAAUUGAUUCAAGUAAAAAUAACGUCAAGCCUGAAAAAACCCCGCUAGGUAGAAAUAAAAGUGAUAACACUAUUAAAACUUCAUUACCAAGUGACUUAAAAAACGAUCUAGGAAAAUCUUCUACAAACACUUCAGCAGAGAUUAAUUCGACUGUUAAUUCUGAACUUGAAGAAGAUGAAGAUGAUGAAAAUGACAUGUUUGACUUAUUUUCGUUUAUGAAUGAAAGGAAAAUGUCCAAUAUAGAUAUGGAAGAUAGAGAUUCCUUAUCUGCUGGGAGCUCAUUAACUAAACAGAAGUCUAUUUUAUCUCCUCAUAUAGAUGAAAGUAUCAUGAGAGAUGAAGUUUUAACGCCAGACGGUUUAGACGUACUUGAUUCAGAAUCAUCCUUUGGAAAAUCCCUCUUAUACUCUGAAUUUAGUAAUGAUGAUUUUUCAAAGGAGUCACACCCUCGCGGCAGAAUGAAUAUUGAUUCCAUAAGAUCAGACAUUGGAUCGUUAACUAUACCAUCUCACUCAAUUCCUGCUUAUCUAGACUCUUAUGGUAUGUAUCAUGGGCAAGAUGAUUCAAUUUUAGAUACUGUAUUCGAUAAAGCUGCUCAAAGAAUAAAAUCUACAAAAAUUGAUUGUGAAGAAGAUAUAAAAAACGUUCCAUUUUCAUUACCAGACCACUCGAUUCACGGAACGACAAGUAGGCGACCAUCAAAUACUUCAAGUGUUCAAAGACAACACUCACAAAUAAUGCGUCAUCACAACAGAUCUCAUUCGUCUAAUGGACGAGAUUACAGGCGUGUCUUUAAGGGAAUAGACAAGGUAGGUGAUAAAGAAUUUAAAAGAAGCAGAAAAGGUUCUAACGAAUCCAAAUUGGAUUCUAACUUAAUUUCAAAAGAUCUAACGACCAGAAGAGAUUCAUCUGUAAGCAUGUUCAUUACAGAUAAACCAAAAGAACUUCCUAAACCUCCUCCUUCAGUUUCACAGUUAUCCAAGCUCUUCAAUAAAAAGAAGGAAAAGAAACAAGAUACCUCUGAAAUUUUAGAGUAUUUCUCGUUUGUUUCCGGAUCUAAUGUACCCAAAAAUGAAAGUAUAUCUUUGAAUAUUUUUCUACAAAAUUCGAAAAAAUAUCAGCAUAAUCCCUUUGAAUUAAAUGUUAGGAAAACAGCAAGUGUUUUUGAAGUUAUUGGCUACGUAUUAUUUAAAUUCAUUACAGAAUUUAAGCCUGACAACAUUGAAGAAGAUGGUCUUCAACCUGAUUUGCUUCGAAAUCCAAAUAAUUUUUCUUUACAUAUUGUAGAAGAGGAUGGGGAACCAUUUGAAGAUAACUUUGGUAAAUUGGAUCGAAAAAUUUCUAUACAGUCCAUAUCAGAUAAUGAAGUUGUCCUUUGCUUGGUGAAUGAAAACGAAAGAAACGAAAAUUCAAUUCAAACACCAUUACCAUUCGAUGUGAAUGGAGACAUAAUAGACACAACAACAAAUUCGAACACUGAUUCUAAGAACGAAACUUCCUUGAACCAGCUAAGCUACUAUAAACCAAUAGUAGGAUUAGGCUCAGAAAGUACAAAAGCUAGCAAUACAAACACUAUUGAAAUUAAAGUUUAUUUAUAUCCAAAUAAAAAUCCCAAGUAUAACUUUACCACUAUUAAAGUUCCAAUAACAUCUAAUAUUAAUGAUAUAUUAGUAUCAUAUUGUAAGAUGAAAAACAUGUACCCAAAUGAAUAUUCCUUACUGUAUCCAUCGAAAAAGAUGAUACUUGAUCUAAAUGAUACAGUCCUAAGAUUGGAUGGUAACCAUGAAGUGGAACUAAUAUCAAAAAAAGAAGCUCGAUCGUUACACCUUCAAAAGAUGAAGCCUGACAUGAAGAAGCCAGUUUUACCAACAAUACAAAGUAAUGAUUUGACACCUUUAACAUUAGAACCUGCAGGUUCAUAUUUGAAACCAGAUAACGAAGAAUCCAUUUCCGAGGCUCAGGAGGUAGCAAGUACUACAAACUCUAGCAAUACUGGUAAGGAUAAAGACACAUUGACUAGUAAGAAGAGUAGCAAAUUCAAGAAACAAACUGCCAAAAUGAAAUUAAAUUUAACAAGUACUACAAAUGCAUCGAAUGCAGUUAAUGGAUUAUUUAAAACAAAAAAUUCAUCCAAGACAUCAUUACACAAUCCAUUACCCUUCUAUCACACUUCUUCUAUACAGGCAAUUCAAGAUAUGGAUACAAAUGCUGAAAAUACCGGUGAUAGUGCUUACCAGGAUCUAGUAUCUGGUGCAUAUCACAAGUACAAAGUAUGGCGUCGUCAACAAAUGGCAAUUAAUAAACAUGAACGUACACUAGCGCUGGACGGGGAUUACAUUUAUAUUAUUCCACCUGAUAAACAUAUGCAUUGGCAUGAGAAUGUCAAAACAAAGUCUAUCCAUAUUAGUAGAGUGAUUUUAGUAAAGAGAUCUAAUAGAGUACCCGUUAAUUUCAAGAUAUUUGUGGAAAAAGGUGAAGAAAACAAUUUGAAGAGAUACUACUUCGAGGCAGUAUCUUCUGAAGAAUGCAAAGAAAUAGUUGCAAGAAUCCAGAAUCUACAAACUGCUUAUAGGAUGAAUCAUAAGUAG